Messenger RNA from Trichoderma citrinoviride, 1536 nucleotides. Its product is annotated as FAD/NAD(P)-binding domain-containing protein. Gene Ontology annotation, biological process: L-tryptophan catabolic process; quinolinate biosynthetic process; NAD+ metabolic process. Gene Ontology annotation, molecular function: FAD binding; kynurenine 3-monooxygenase activity; NAD(P)H oxidase H2O2-forming activity. The coding region runs from base 1 to 1536 and encodes 511 amino acids. The transcript is spliced from 4 exons. NCBI's taxonomy places the organism in Eukaryota, Fungi, Ascomycota, Sordariomycetes, Hypocreales, Hypocreaceae. The record is from RefSeq and is a predicted model, not a curated record. Gene Ontology annotation, cellular component: mitochondrial outer membrane.
AUGGCGGACACUAAGAUUGUCGUCGUCGGCGCUGGCCCCGUCGGGUCUCUGGCAGCGCUAUAUGCCGCCAAGAGAGGAUACCAGGUCGAGGUCUAUGAGUUGCGGCCGGACCUUCGCGAUCCGAGCAUCGUGCCGCUCAACUUUACAAAGUCCAUCAACCUGGCCCUGUCCGAACGGGGCAUCAAUGCCAUGAAACAGUCUGGCGAGCCGGCGCUCGUCGACCAUGUCAUGUCUGCGACGAUCCCCAUGCGAGGGCGCAUGAUUCACGGCCAGUCGCCGGAUGGCAGCUUGUAUGAGCACUCUCAGAACUACGAUGUAAAUGGAAGGGCCAUCAAUGCGAUUGACCGGGGCAGCCUCAACGCACGUCUGUUAGACAUCCUAGACGCCCUGCCCAACGUCAAGCUCUUCUUCAACCACAAGCUCACGGGCGCCGACUUCAAGGCCAACAAGGCCUGGCUCGAGGCCCGCGACAAGGACGUUGCCGCCAACGGCCGCCCCAGGGAGAUUGAAAUCACCUUUGACCUCAUGAUUGGAGCCGACGGCGCGCACUCGGCCGUCCGCUACCACCUGAUGAAGUACACGAGGAUGGACUACCAGCAGGAGUACAUCGACACGCUGUGGUGCGAGUUCCAUCUGCCACCCCGUGUCGUGGGAGAGGACGAGAGGGACCCCAAUGCCAAGUUCCGCAUAUCGCCGAAUCACCUGCACAUCUGGCCCGGCAAGGACUUUAUGUUCAUUGCCAUCCCGAGCAUGGACGGCUCAUUCACAUGCACCCUCUUCAUCCCCAGCGCCGACAUCGCCGAGCUGGAGCGGGAUCCCUCCACGGUGCCGGCCUUCUUCGACAAGCACUUCCCCGGGGUGACGGCCCUGAUCCCGGGAUCAGACCUCAUCAAGUCGUUCACGACAAACCCUCACCUGCCGCUCAUCAGCCUCAAGUGCAAGCCCUACCACCACGGCUCCUCGGGCGUCAUCGUCGGCGACGCGGCCCACGCCAUGGUGCCCUUUUACGGGCAGGGUAUGAACGCCGGCAUGGAGGACGUCCGCAUCCUCUUCUCCAUCCUCGACAAGCACGCCAGCCUCGGCGCGGAGACCAACAAACCGGACAAUGACGACGACGACGACGGCGAGCUCGUCGACUCCGCCGCCACGGCCGCCUUCCAGCGAGGCCUCGCGCUGGCCGAGUACUCGGCCGUCCGCGCCGAGGACGCCUACGCCAUCAACAACCUGGCGCUGCAAAACUACGUCGAGAUGCGCUCCGGCGUGCUGUCCCGGCGGUACCGGCUGCGCAAGUUCCUCGAGGAGCUGAUGAGCGUGCACUUCCCCUCGUUUGGCUGGCAGACCAAGUACUCGCGCGUCAGCUUCGGCAACGAAGGCUACGCCGACGUCGUGCGCAAGAGCGAGCGCCAGGGCCAGCUGCUGGUGCGGAGCUUCGUCGCGCUCGUGUCGAGCCCUGUGGUGUUGACGGCGCUGGUGCUGGCGUAUAGGCGGCGUGCAUCGGUCUUUUCGCUCGUGGGCAGGCUUUUCGGUUGGAAGUGA